Molecule: messenger RNA, 868 nt
Organism: Zonotrichia leucophrys gambelii
Lineage: Eukaryota; Metazoa; Chordata; Aves; Passeriformes; Passerellidae
Product: mast cell protease 1A-like
Exons: 5
Coding region: 1-792 (263 amino acids)
Biological process (GO): proteolysis
Molecular function (GO): serine-type endopeptidase activity
Source: RefSeq, a predicted model, not a curated record
AUGCUGCUGCUCCUUCUGCUCACAAAUGCUUUUGUCCUUCUGCCCUGGGCUGGGGCUGGAAGGAUCAUUGGUGGACGAGAAGUAAAGGACCACUCCAGACCCUACAUGGCUUUUUUAGAAAUUAAAAGUGGCUCAAAACCUAGUUGGUGUGGUGGGUUCCUGAUUCGCCCAGACGCAGUGCUCUCAGCAGCUCACUGCAUGGAUAUAGAAGAGAUAGAGAGCGUCACUGUGAUUCUGGGAGCCCAUAACAUUAGUGACGAAGAAUGCAGCCAGCAGAAGAUCUCUGUUGCAGGAUGGGUCAUCCAUCCUAAAUAUUCCUGUAAAGAUGGGAAGAAUGACAUUGUGCUGCUGAAGCUGAAUGAAAAAGCCACGAUCACUAAGAAUGUGCGAUGUAUCUCCAUUGCUGAGAACCACGAAUGUGUGAAGGCAGGCGAUUUAUGCACGGUGUCUGGCUGGGGCCGGACAUCUACAGAAGGGGACAUGAGUGAUGUCUUGAUGGAGGUGGACAUGGAGGUGCAAAAUGAGGAAAUAUGUGAGCAGCUUUCCAGUAAAUACCAGCGUCAGUCUAUGAUCUGUGUUGGUGAUGAAGAUAAUAAAAAAGCAACUGCCCCUGGUGAUUCUGGUGGCCCAUUAGUCUGCAAUGAGAAGGCUCAUGGCAUUCUUUCUCAUGGAUGUGGUGGCCGUCUCUCCCCUGAUGUAUUCACCAGGAUCUCGCACUUUGAGCCCUGGAUCCGCAAGAAGCUUAAGAGUUUUUCACGCAAGGCAAUUUCUUGCUUUCCAUUCUCUGACUAAAAUGCUCAUUGCCCCUUCUCCACAAUGCAUCCAACACCUGCUGGUGCUCAGAAGCUCCCAGGGGCAGCUGAAGUGG